This is a messenger RNA of Tricharina praecox, 588 nucleotides long. RefSeq lists its product as uncharacterized. The record is from RefSeq and is a predicted model, not a curated record. Bases 1 to 588 code for a protein of 195 amino acids. The transcript is spliced from 2 exons. Lineage: Eukaryota; Fungi; Ascomycota; Pezizomycetes; Pezizales; Pyronemataceae.
AUGCAGAUCCAUUUGCGUAUCCUCCCGAUCCUCUGCACCAUCGCCGCGGUGGUUUCGGCUGCUCCAUCCGGCAUCCUUCCACGCUCCGGUAGCGUCUCCACCACGUCCAACAACAAGGCCAACGAGCCCGCCGGUAAAUGCCACAUGAUCGAGUUCCCGCACUUCGAGAUCCCGGGCAUCGACGACGCCAUUACGAACCCGGAGCACAAACAGAAGCCUGCGCCGGUCGUCUACACAGACCCAUCAUCCAACAGCACCUUCAACUAUUACAAUUCGGCAGACGAAAAUAUUUCCACGCUGGUUUGCGAGACCACCUGGGCAUCUCCCACCUACGACGAGAUCGCCCACCUCAUCUCAAGGGUCCUCGAUAUGGGGGAGCAUGAUUUCACUGCCAGUACUUUUCCUAGCCCUCAACCUGAGCAGCUGCUGAGUACCAUCGCUGAGGAUGAGGCCGAAAUGUUCGACCAUCGGCCUUCACCGUCUACUGACGCCUUCGUCAAAGCCUUCCGCGACUGCGUCCGUGAGCAGGACCGUGACAGUAAAAACGUUUUAGUGUCACAGAGUAAUAGUUUUUAUUGCCACGAGUGA